This is a messenger RNA of Papilio machaon (common yellow swallowtail), 2771 nucleotides long. It is a transcript of the gene CYLD, whose product is annotated as ubiquitin carboxyl-terminal hydrolase CYLD. NCBI's taxonomy places the organism in Eukaryota, Metazoa, Arthropoda, Insecta, Lepidoptera, Papilionidae. Gene Ontology annotation, biological process: protein K63-linked deubiquitination. The transcript has 12 exons. Gene Ontology annotation, molecular function: cysteine-type deubiquitinase activity; K63-linked deubiquitinase activity. The record is from RefSeq and is a predicted model, not a curated record. Gene Ontology annotation, cellular component: cytosol. Bases 200 to 2053 code for a protein of 617 amino acids.
AUUUAUAUGAUCCUUGUUUUUCUUUGGAUUGUUAAAUAUAAUGAACAAAAUUAUGUUUCGUUCGGUAUAAUUGUGUAAAACUCAAUUAAAUCAUAAACAUAUUGAAGAUAUUAGAAGAAAAGUUUUAGUGAAAGAAUAUAAACAGCACGCUAAGUAGCUGAACACAAGUACAUGAAAUUAGUACAAAGCAAGCAGAACAAUGAGUAACGAAAAUAAUCAAGCCCGUGACUCUACGGGCCACAACCGAGACACACAGUUGGAUCUCUUUUCUUUAAUUGGAGGCAGCUGGCCCCCAGCUCCUCGUGAGCCAGAACAAGCCCAGUAUGGGACAGUGCCUAAGACUUAUAGACACACUAUGCAACGACCAUCUCAAAAUGAAAGAAUUAAGUCUGUAAAUCUUAUUAAUCACUUAGCUCCAGAAAAAAGAAGAAAUAGGCCUAAUUUACCAUCAACUGCCAAGUCUUUAAAUCCUGAAGAAGUUCAACGUCCAACCAAAAUGGUUAAUGAGCCAGAGAAAGUUGAAACAGGUAUAUUAGUAGACGUGCCAGGCGCCGAUGCGCCCGAACAGUCGUACGAUUCACCAGCGCUGGGGUCGCCGCGCUCGGCGCAACCAAAAUCCACGCCAGUGCACGCUCCGGAAGACAUCGGCGUGGGUUCACUAGUGGAGGUCGCCACUGAUGUUGAUCAACAUUACUACGGCGUCGUCAAGUGGAUCGGGAUUAUUGAUGACACGGCGACGGCUGGCGUGGAGCUGGAGGAGAGCGUGUGCGGGCUGGGCGAUGGCAGCCGCGGUGGGGCCAAGCUGUUCUCGUGUGCGCCUGGCCGCGCGCUGUUCGUGCCGCUGCCGCUGUGCCGGCGUGACGCACGCUUCCGCGACACCCCGCCUCCAGACCGCGCCGACCUACAACAAGCACAGCACUACGAUCAGCCCGACUGUCCUAUCGUGACGGGUGUGGUGCCACCGCUGAGCUCGCUGGGCACCAUCGCGGGCAAGAACCGCGGCAUCCAGGGCCACCACAACUCCUGCUACCUUGACGCCACUCUCUUCGCAAUGUUUACGUUUACGAGCGUCUUUGACUCACUGCUGUAUAGACCUCCAGAGCCGGAGGACUCCCCGCACUACUCGGAGGUGCAGCGCGUGCUGCGGGAGGAGGUGGUGAACCCGCUGCGGAGACAUGGCUACGUGCGCGCAGACCGCGUCAUGAAGCUGCGCACUCUGCUGGAGCGCCUCUCUGACGUGCCCGGACUCACCUCUGAGGAGAAGGAUCCGGAAGAAUUUUUGAACGGCUUAGUAGCGCAAAUAUUAAGAGCUGAACCAUUCCUCAAACUGUCUUCAGGACAGGAGUCGUACUGUUAUCAGGUGUUUGUGGAAAGAGACAGAAAGGUGACUUUCCCCAGCGUGCAGUGUUUGGUGCAACAGUCCUUCCGUACAUCGGGUGUCAAACUUACUGAGGUUCCUUCAACUUUAAUAAUACAAAUGCCUCGAUUUGGUAAACAAUAUAAAUCCUAUGAACGUGUCCUGCCUACACCACAUCUUGAUAUCACCGAUCUUAUUGAAGGAUUGCCGCAGCAGUGUGUUCUGUGCGGUGCGCUUGCGACGUGGGAGUGCGGGCCAUGUCAACGUAAUUGCGAAAUGGACGGCUCCACACUUUGCGACAGGUGUCUGCGUCUCUCACACCCCUCAACACCGCGACAUAGGGCUACUCCGCUAAAAAUUUGCGAGGAUAUGUUAGAUACCCCGGAGCCGUUUGACGGUCCGAGAGUGUUCAUGGAGCUGUUUGCGGUCCUCUGUAUCGAGACCAGUCACUACGUGGCGUUUGUCAAGACCGGUGUCGGACAUGACGCCCCUUGGUGCUUCUUUGAUUCCAUGGCUGACAGAAAAGGUGAACGCAACGGGUACAACAUCCCUGAGAUCGUCCCGCUGCCGGAGCUGGGUGCAUGUCUGGCGCGCGAAGGCGCAUGUGAGCGCCAGCUGCCUGCUUACUCCAAGCGACUACUCUCCGAUGCCUACAUGUGCUUCUAUCGCAAUCACGACGUCGCUAUGUACCGCUAGAACUCCACUUAUGUAAUCUGUCACAUACACGUCUACUACGUUUAGGUUUGAAUACGUUUACAUAAUAGAUUGGUAUAUAAGAGCUAUAGAAAUGCAAAAUCUCGCAUUGUUGAUUAUAUACAGGACUUACCACCUAUAAAGUUUGAAUUUUUUUUUUAUAUUGAAUAAUCUAGACGCUUGAGCACUAUCCCACCCGAUGAAGUAAUGAUGAUACUAAAGAUGAGUGACUGGGACAAAUUCUCAUUUCAUAUACAGGGAACACAAUUUUUUUUUUAAAAAUAAAUAAAUCUAAUAUUUAAUCUCGAUAUUGUUUGAUAAUUUUCGAUUGUGAGCAUCCUGUGUUACAUUAUUUAUAUUUAACUGUAGCGGGGCAUUAUAUAUUAGUACAGUGUAUAUAUUGACAUGGCAAUGAUUGUAGUCUGAUCAACCUAAACGAUUUGCAUCUACAUAACUAUUAAUGUAGAGCUUUUUAUAAAUAAAAAAAAACUGUUUAUCCAUUACAACAUUUUAUAGUAAUACUAUGGUCGAACCUGGAUAAGCGAGAAACCUUUAUAAGCUAAAGUAUAAGUAUCAGGCCCAGAACGGUGUCCAUAAACAAGAAACUCGUCUAAAGACAGACCUCUAUAAGGGAAAAUAAUAUCGCGGUCCUUUGGACUCUCGCUUAUCCAGAUUCGACUAUAUUAGAAUUGUUCACCUUUCAUCUGUUUUUGGAAUAAAU